Molecule: messenger RNA, 1391 nt
Organism: Trichoderma virens Gv29-8
Lineage: Eukaryota; Fungi; Ascomycota; Sordariomycetes; Hypocreales; Hypocreaceae
Exons: 1
Coding region: 213-1070 (285 amino acids)
Source: RefSeq, a predicted model, not a curated record
CGAACCAGAUUCCUCUUGUUUCGAGUCCGUCUAUCAGAGGCUUUCCUCGGGUUAAGGUCGAAUUGGCAUCAAACGUCCUUGCAUCGCACGACUAGCGCUGCAUCUAUAAAGAACGUGCCUGUUGCCUACUACCCAGCUUCAACGACUAAUUGACUAACUUUGCUGACCCAAAAAUCAUCAUUGAUUGCUUCUUCCAUUUACAAUAGUUAAUCAUGAAGCUCCUCAGUGUCAUUGGUGGCCUCUCCGGCUAUGCCGCCGCCCUCGAGCUCACCGCUCCGCUCUUCGGUGACGCGGGCAGCGUCGGUGAGAGGCGAAUCCCAUCGAGCUACGAGUCGGCCGUUAUGGGCCGUCGAGUUUUGGCUCUCACGAAGCUCGGUACCUUGUCCACUGUAUUUCCCAAGUCGUCAUCUUCUAGCGAUGCCGACACGGCGGAGAGACGACCGGACGGUCUCGAGGGUUUGCCCGUCGGGCUUCUUGAUUACAUAGCUGAUUGCGAAGAUGAAGGCAAUCCAACGAUUCUAGCCAUCAAGAUCGCUACCAGCUUCAAGAACGUCCGCGCUGGCUCCAACAUCACCCUGUCUGUGGAGUGGACUCCCCCGUACCCGCCGUCCAAGCGCAUCCCGCUUCUAUCCCGCCUCUCCGCGUACGUGCCGUUCUUAGGCAACAAGGACUACAACGAAGCCUCGCCUUUUGCCGAGUCAGACUCGCCUCCAGACACGGUGCCCUACUCUGCUGCCAACCUGCCCAGGUUCUCGCUCAUCGGCUAUCUGGAACCGAUCAAUCCGGAUAUUAAGGAGGCGGUUCGGCUUGCUUCGUGCUACACCACCAAACAUACCGACGCCAAGUACUGGCUGCCUGGCAACCCCAUUCACGCCAGCGAAUGGGCCAGGCUGGUUGUUACGCAGGUGUACUGGAUUGGCGGGUUCGGCGACCGUGCGUACAUUGGAUGGAUUCCCAUUGACGAGUGGAAGAAGGUGACCAAGGAGGAAUGGCAGAGCAUCCAGCUCCCUGGCGAGAAGAAAGGCUGGAGCGAGUGGAGCGUCAAUGAGGCCGGGGCUGGUGAGCUUUGAUGAGUGCGUGACUCGAGUUUCGAGGCUGUACAAUGUGACGGACCAUGUGUUGUGUGAUGCUAGCGGUAGUACCAAGUAGCACCGGUAAUAUUGCGUUUCUUUGUUGUUUCAUCUUCUGUUUGCCUCACCGGUUGCGGUCUGGAGUUUGACCCUGUCAGUACAUCUAGCCGUACUACCAUCACGACUUGGACAGCUUCGGAUACAUGCAAUCGAAGGAGGCCUCUUUCUGAAUCGAUAGCGCCCUUUGCCCAUCACGAUGCUCACAGUUACCUGGCAAUAAGAAGGAAAGCACUCUUAAUAUCAUACUAUGUGUAUGCGCAU